Molecule: messenger RNA, 1152 nt
Organism: Ixodes scapularis (black-legged tick)
Lineage: Eukaryota; Metazoa; Arthropoda; Arachnida; Ixodida; Ixodidae
Product: leucine-rich repeat extensin-like protein 5
Exons: 2
Coding region: 1-1152 (383 amino acids)
Source: RefSeq, a predicted model, not a curated record
AUGUCUUGGCUCAGAGCAGCGGUGGCGCUCAGCGCCAUCUGCCAUUCCCUGGCCGGACACCUCAACUACGGCACCGGGUUCGGCCACGUCAUCGGCGGAGGUCUUGCGCCUCCCGGAGACGCUGUCUACAGCGCACCACCCGCCACCAUAGCCGUCGCUUCUGCAACUCCGGUCGCUGUGUCUCAGCCUGCACCCGCUGGGCUACGGGGUCCAGCCACUUUGACAGUGACCGUUGGAGCGAAGGAUUCCGUUGCUGGUGCUGCUGUGUCACCGCCGGUGGUCAAACUUCCGCCGCUCCCCGUCGCCGUGGCGCAACCGGCAACGGGGGCCACGGCAGCCAGAUUCCCGUUGGUACCCUCACCGCCCCGUCCUCCUCCUCCACCUGCCCUGGUUGGAGCCGCACCCCCGACCGCGGUAACGGUGGGUCGUCCAGCUCCCCAGGUCCUGGCCGCUCCUCCUCAAGCCGCGGUAGCGGUCUCGCGUCCGAUACCGCCACCACCUCAGCAUGUCGUGCCGGCGCCUCCCACGGGAGCCGUGUUCGCUGCACCACCUCUGCGGCCCGGAGCCGUCAUCUACCAGCCUCCUCUACCACGUCCCACCUACACGUACCAGGCCCCGCUGCCCGUGACCUUCACCCGCCAGGUGUACCACAACCCUUACGCAGCCGCGCUGCCGCCUCACCUGUCGGCGUACAGACCACAUGCGGCUGCCUUUCCGAGACAGGUCCUGGCGUACCAGGGCGGACUGCCUUACCCACCACAGACCGCUUUCACUGCAACCACGUACCACCACCCGCCGCCGGGGACCGUAGCUUCGGGUCCUCCGAGCGCCCUGGUGACGACCUACAGGGGACCGCCGCCACCAGUUCCGGUGACAAGACACGUCUUCAUGAUGUAUCCCGCUCCGGUAUCGGCGGCCUACUCCCCCCAUGGCCAGGUGUUCACGACGUAUCCAGGUGUUGUCCAGGCCCCGGUAGGUUUAGGCCGGCCUCUUGUGUCUGCGGCACCGGUGGCCGUUGGAUACAGUGGAGGUGUUGCGUACGGAAUGGCUAACAACGCCCUCAAGCAGAACGUUGGGGCAGGGACCACGAUCGGAGGGCACAACAAUGGUCUCGGCGGUCGUCACUACCUGGUGAACAGAAAGAAGUCCUAA